AAAGAAGCACUCGCACGCGAGCAGAAAGGCCCCCUUGGGGGGGCCUAAAAAUAAAAAUUAUCCGAGACAACGCGGCGGCGGUCGCGCGCCAAAAGCCAAGCGCAAAGGAGGAAUGCUGAUCUUGACUGCGCAGGCGACGUAUUUCAAUGGAAAAGUAGAUAUGGGACGGAAGAGGGUCUCUCGAGCAAUCCAAAAGUGCAAUGCGGCGGGACGGAGCGCCUGGUGGGUAGGCAAUCUGCCCGCACGCGUGCGCGAUGCGCCUGGAUGUUGCCUACCCUACGGGUGGCAGGCGCCCGACCCGAGGCGAAGUGAAGUGAGCCCUCGUCAGCGGCGGACGCACUCGUACAGUAGCCAUGGGAUGAAGCCCUGUAUAGGCAGCAAGACAGAGGCACAGAAUCCAAUUGGAGCUGCUCUCACUUGAACACUUGAAAAGUAAAUUUUCCACCAAACGAGUUUUAAUACUACUCAUUCUCCCUCUUUCCAUAUUGGAAGAAUGUGUUGCAAUACAGUACACGUAACGCUGAAACAAUCCUUAGUUUUGCAACUGCAGUCCAUAACUUUCGCUUAUAAUUUUGAAAAAUUUCAAAAAACAGCCCUGGUUAGUCAAAGCUAACCGACUAUAUCUAGCAUGUCAGUAUGUUCCGAAACUUUGCAUAACGUUUUGUUUCCAGUGGUGUGAGGUGGUUGUAACGCCGCCCUUGUCCGUCCUUGUCCAGGUCGUGUAGCUCCCCCUGCGCCGCGUCGUGUCUUGACCUCUCGUCCUCCGCCCGCGCCGCCCGCGCCUCGCCGCGCAGUGUGACUCGGCGCGCGCUAUGCCCGGGGCGGACUCCCCGUUAGCGCCCCCCUCGCCGGGGGCCCCACCGCCUCAGGUCGACGUCGACGCCCUGCUGACGGAGGCACGUGACCUCCUGGGCGAUGUCGACGCCCCCGCCGCCGGCGCCGCGCUCCCCGUCAGAGACCAGGCGGCCGCGGCGUGCCUGCUCGACCUGCUGUUCAAGGAGCCCCACCGCAUCUCCAUCAAGCACGACUACCACGUACUCAGGUGCGUGAUCAGUGGGGGCUGGGGGCCGCGGCAGGGCGAGCAGCUCGGCGAGCAGCAGGUGUCGCGGGAGCAGGCGCUGCUGCUGGCGCUGGUGCUGGCCGCGCGCCUGCCCCUAGACGGGCUGCUGCUCACGGCGCAGGCCCUCUUCCACGCGCUGCCAGACGGCCGCAUCCUGGCGCUGCUUCGGGGCAUGAAGGGGCUGUCCUCGACCCCGGCCUCCUCCAACAUGAUGGACGUGACCCGGCGGGCGGACGCGGCGCUGGCGCUGCACCACGGGCUGCUGGCCUCGGCCUUGGCGCUCGUACCGCGCCUCGACGGCGACGACCUCGACGACGACCGUCGCGAUGACGACGCCCCCGCUCACAGGCCCGGGCAGCCCACCCCCGCUGGGCCCGCCCUCCGCGAGGCCGUCAUCGCGCAGGUGCUGGGCGCCACGCUCCGGGUCACCCUCCAGGAGGCCCGCGCGACGUCGCACCGCACCAAGGCCGCCUUCCGGAUGCUGCACGUCUACCUCUGCACCGCGACCCGCUGGCGACGCGUCCCACCCGAGCUCGGCGAGAUCGAGAUGUUGGUGUCGACCAGCUGGGAGGUGCCUCUGCCCGGCGUGCGCGAGCACACCGAGGCCGUGCUGGUGCAGCUGUACGACAUGGCGAGGCAGAGCGGCGCCUGGGCGGGCGCGGACAACGGCGCCGAGGCCCUCCAGAGGCUGCGGGCGACGGAGGCCCGCUGGUCCGAGGUCUUGCAUCGCACCUCGUGGCGAGUCAAGGACAAGUACUUGCGCCUCAAGGUGCUGGCCCCGCGCCUCCCGCGCGCCGCGCUGCUCCGCGACCUCGACGACGUGCUCCUGGACGGACUGCUGCUCGGCAUGGCGGACCCCCACCUGGCCUCGGCCGCCACGUCCGUGUACCGCGUCCUGCUCGCCGGACUCGUCACCCAAGAGGAGUGGGUCCAACACUGCCUGCCUACCAUCCAGGAGACCCUCAGCGCGGGUGACAGGAAGCUCGCUACGAACGUGCUCAACUACUGGGUGAUCCCGACGGUCACGACCUUCCCGGAGACGUAUCGCGUUCUGCUCGACGCCAUGAAGGCCCCGCUGGCGGCCGCCAUGGCGGACGAGGACACGACGUCCUACGGCCACGCCGCCUACAUCCACCUGCUCAAGAUCGGGCGCAAGGACGGCUUCUGGGACGUACUAGACGCCGGUGACGAGGUGGCCGAGCACUGGUCCGCGCUGGAGUGGGGCGCCCGCCACAGCGACUCCUGGGUGCGCGGCGCGGCGCUGGCGGCCGUCUGCAUGUCCUCGCGGCCGCGGCAGGCCGUCACGGGCAGCGAGGCUCGCUUCGCGCUGCGCUUCCUGGAGGCAAACGCGCGCGCGGACGACACCCGGCUGCGGCACGCGCUGCUCGAGGCGCUGGGCUGGCUGCUGAUGCGGCUGCGCAACUCGCUGCGCCCGCUGCUGGCCAAGGGCGACACGGAGGACAACGGGGACCUCGCGACCGCGGCGCGCUUCCUCGCCGACCUGCACCGCUUCGUGCUGGACGGCAUGCAGCCUGGCACCAACUACCAGCGGCGCGCCACCUGCCUGGGCGUGUACCGCCUGCUGCUCAGCUAUCUGGCGCCCGUCCCCGCGGCGGCCGCCGCCGGCCUCAAGAAGGGCGUCGGCAAGGACCCGCUGCCCGUCAGCGCCGUGCUCGGCCGCCACCUCCGCCUGGGCUCGGCCGAGAGCCGGCGCGUGCUGCUCAACUGCAUCAUGGACCCCGCGGACGACGUCCGGAACAAGGCGGCCGAGGUCCUCGCCAUGCUCCCCGCCGAGGAGGCCGCAGCCGCGGAGCGUGCUGAGGCGGAAAACCAGAACCUGCCAACCUGGGACCACGUCCUUUUCCUCUGCAACAGCCAGCUGUUCUUCCAGGCGGAGAGUGGUGCCGUGCUGGGGGCAGUGCUUUGUUCUUGGAGAGAGGACCGAGUGCGGCCGCUCGAGCUGGUGGCUGAGUGCGAGCGGCAGCUGUCCGCCCUCCGCGAUGACGUCCUGGCUGCCGCCUCCGGGGGCAGCCCUCUCCAUGGUCAGCUGGGGCUGGUGCGUCGCCUUCUCCCCCCGAGGGGCCCCCGUGGACGCCGUUCUCCUGGUCGCUGGGCGGGCACCGAGGACCGCCUCCUGCUCCUACUGGAGGCCAACAUGGACCUCUGCCUCAACAUGCUCGCCUGUCGUGCCUCCGCUGACACAGCGUUCAACCCAAGCUUCGCGGAGAUGGGGGAGGCGAUCGACAGCAUGGUGGCGCGGCCCGGCCGGCGCGCCGGCGAGGAUGGCGACGACGACGGUCUGCCGCUGACGCUGUCUCCGGCGCACCAGCUCGUCCUGAACUGCAUCUGGCUCAACCUCAAGAUGUGCUGCGCCCUGGCCAGCGACCUGCUCGAGGUGGACUGGGAGGGCGGUGGACCUCCGGGCUUCGCCGAGCGUUGCGCCCGCCUCCCCGUGUCCGUGCUGCUGCGCUGCCGCCACAAGGGCGCCAUCGAGGCGGCUGGCGCGGCCCUGCAGCAGGUCGUCAGGACCCUCACGGACCAGUCCGACGUAGAGCUGCGGCAACUGCCCCACCGCCUGCUCACGGAGUUCCUGCACCUUCUCCUGGAGGGUAGCACCGCCAAGGGCACCUCGGUGUCGCGGAGGUCGGCGGGGAUGGCCAUCUUGGUGCACCGCAUCGUCUUGGGGGACCAACAGCCGGACAAGCCCCUGUUGCAUGAAUGUAUCUCGAGCUUGUUCAACUUGCUAGAGUGCAGUGCAUGUCAGAGAUCCGUCGAGGAUGCACAACACGAUCUCCCUCAGACCCAAGCACUUCAUUUUCUGCGCACCCUCGUCGCAGAUGCCGCACUGCGUGUGGCGAUGUCCCCUUAUCUAGGUCAGGCUGCUCUCUUCUGUUUUAGACAUUUGAACUCCCCGCUUUGGAGUACCAGAAAUGCAAGUCUGCAAUUAUUUGGAGCCUUAGUGCCUAAAAUUGUUGGCCAGGGCAAGAAUGCAAGUGACAGUGAAGAAGAGGAUGAUAGCAUAGUUGGGUGCAUUAGUUUGGGGGAUUUGAUUGUGAGAUUUGCUCCUCUUUGCGAAUUAUUGCUGGAAAUACUUGAGUCUUCUGCUGGAAGAACAGAUUUACUUCAAAGUCACGCAGAGCUAAUUCCAGCACUCUCCCUGCUUGCACGUCUUUCUGUAUCAGAAAAUACAUCAUGGUCAUCUCAACACAUAAAAAUGUUUAAGUCUGCAUUUUUACAUCUUCUCUCUAGCCCUAUUGCAACUGUCCGUUCUCUUGCUGCCAAGGGAUUUUCCAGGUUUACCCCUCUUAUGGAAUCUGCCAACACUUUUGAAAAACUUUUGACUGUUUACUUUCAACAAACUUCAGAAAAUGGUCGAUUUGGAGUUCUCACGGCUAUGAAAUUAAUUAAAGAUCAUCUUUCUAUAGAAGGACACCUCACGCAUGCAUCAGGCUCAGAGGAACAUAAGAUUUCCAAUUUGAUCAGUAAUCAGUUACUGUCCCAAAAUCCGUCAUCAUUUGCCAGUGAAUCUAUGCUUUUAUCCAUUUUUGCACCUGAUUAUGAACUAAAAAUUAGCUCCCAAAAUAUAUUUACUAGAAUAUCUUCCCUUGUAGGAGAAAGGCAUGUUGGAAUUAGUCAAUGGAUAUUAACAAAUCUAAGCAUAAUUUUGUGUAAGAGUAGUGUUACACUUUUACCCGAAAUCUUAGAAAAAUCUUUGAAUAUGUUAAGCUGUACUGAUGCAGGAAGGAUUACUAUUUCUCAUAUUACUAAACGAAUAGACAGUAGGACAGCACACUGUGUUUUGCAAGAAAUAUUGGAUGUAUCUCUCAAGCAUUUGUGUCAAAAAGCAUCUCUAUCUAAUUAUGAAACAUUCCAUUUGCUUAAUUUAGUUUUAAAAGCAAUUACUCUAGCUGAUGAUAAAAAGAUUUCUUUGCUAUGUGAUAUAGACUCACUUGUUCUAUUAUCAAGUAGUGCUCAUUCAGGAAAGUUUGGAGCUCGCUGUGAAGCAGUUACUCUUUCUGUAACGUCUGGAUUGUUAUCAUUCCUUUGUUCUCAAUUGAGAAGUAUCGACCCUUCGUUACCUAGAGAUUUAACAAAUGAUAAUCAAGUCCAAGCUGUUUUCACCGACGUUUUGUAUUGUGUGCAGAAAUUUAGCUGCCCUAAAAAAUAUGGAGAAGAUUUUCGUCUUGCUGCUGCCACAGCAUUAAGGUUUAUUGGCGUAACGUUAACAAAGCAAACUUUCUUUACCCUUGAAACCUUUUCAUUAGAUGGUGUCAGAGUCACACAGAAUGCUGCAUUAAUUCUGAGAGCUGCCCUUCAACUCCUGCAAGAUGAAGACAGUCAUGUCAGAGAAGAAGCCUCUAAAUUUGUAAUUGUUCUUUCACAAAGUACUCAAAGAGCGCUGAAUUCCCUUGAGUGCUUGUCAACAUUACUGACUUAUGACUUCCUAUGCAAUAUUUUGGGAAGCAAACAUGAAGUACUUCUCUUUUUAUGGAGUUUACUUACACCCCAGGACAGUGAAGAGAGUGGUUGUAGGGAAAGUGGUAUAGAAAAUCCUUUUGAUCAUGGCACAAGGAAUAUAUUUGCAGAAGAAAUUUGGAUUGUAGAACAGGUUCAAAGAGUAAUAAGAAUAAUUCUUCAAGAAGAGAAUAUUUCAGAGCUGUUAUCAUUUUCAUCUAACAAUGAAGAUAUACUUCAGAACUGGAGUUGCGAAGUAAAGAAAGAAAUAGACAGCAUGGACACUCUUGCAGCAAAAGUAACUCAGAAAAUAGUGAGAGAAGAAUGUGAAGCAAGUACAAUAUUUUUGCAGCUUAAAAGGGUAAAUUAUAAAAUAAAAAUUCUUAAAAU
Frankliniella occidentalis (western flower thrips) is the source of this 5905-nucleotide messenger RNA. RefSeq lists its product as uncharacterized. The record is from RefSeq and is a predicted model, not a curated record. Gene Ontology annotation, cellular component: cytosol. Gene Ontology annotation, biological process: tRNA methylation. NCBI's taxonomy places the organism in Eukaryota, Metazoa, Arthropoda, Insecta, Thysanoptera, Thripidae.